Messenger RNA from Lates calcarifer (barramundi perch), 11687 nucleotides. RefSeq names its product zinc finger, ZZ-type with EF hand domain 1 (gene zzef1). Lineage: Eukaryota; Metazoa; Chordata; Actinopteri; Centropomidae. Gene Ontology annotation, biological process: regulation of synaptic plasticity; protein ubiquitination. The record is from RefSeq and is a predicted model, not a curated record. Gene Ontology annotation, molecular function: zinc ion binding; ubiquitin-like protein ligase activity; calcium ion binding. Gene Ontology annotation, cellular component: postsynapse.
UGCGGUAGUAGUGAACGGCAGAGCUCUAGCUGUAGGUGAACGUUUGAGAGGUCUGUGUACAGACCGGCACAACGUCUCAAAACUGACACCCAGUGGGCCGCAGAGAUUCUCGGGGGAGCCCUAGGUCGGUGAAACAAACAUGGGGAACGCAGAGAGCGGCUGCGGUGGAGGCAGCGGCGACGAGGAAGACAUAGAAACGGAGAGUCCUGGCUUCGCGGAAGACAGUCCGGCCUCUGCAGCCACUGGCGGCGGUGUUGGAGGCGGUGGUGGCUCCGGUUCUGGGAGGAGCGGAAGGGGAUCGAAUAACCUGCCCGUGCCCACCGGUGGGCCACCUAGCCCCGGAGUCCUCUUAGAGCAAGUGAAACUGAGAGAAGCAGCGGCCCGUAUUAGCGACUCAGGAGUCGCCAUUCAGGAGUCUGUCCUGGCCGGGAAUGAGGGUGUCCUGGUGCGGUGGCUAGAGGACCGGUUAAACCGAGGAGAGGAGUCUGUCAAUGUCGAACAAUUUUGUGAAAUGCUUGAGAGCAGAGAUGUCCCGAGAGAUGAAUGUGAAGAGGCUUUUGGACAGUUCGAUGCAGAGGGGGAUGGGGUGGUGGACGUAGAGAGCAUGCUGAUUGCUCUGAAGAACUCCAAUGGAGCUAAUCUACAGGGAGAGCUGAGUCAUGUGAUAAGACAACUACAGGCGUGCUCCUUAACCCCAGGUUUUGUUGACAUAUUCUCCAAGACCAAAGAUCGGUUAGGGGCACAUGCCUCUAAGAUCCUUAAGUUCUUACACAGGAAUCGUAUUCCCAGCAGUGCCAUCCCUUUCCCUAUCUUAGAAGGCUACAACAGUAUCUGCACCAUGAGGUCCAGUGUGGUCCAGGACUUCUUGGAAUUUCUCUUGCAGAAGGAGAAAGAUUUAGAUAUCCAGUACCGAGCAGAGCUGGACCGUGAUCCAGAGGUGGACAAGGUCAAGGUGGUCACACAGUGCUACAGCACGAUAGAAGCUUCAUCCAAUGUUGCUGACAUUUACAAGAUGACAAAUGGAGAAACUGCAUCUUUCUGGCAGUCAGACGGUAGUGCACGCUCACACUGGAUCAGAUUGAAAAUGAAACCAGAUGUGGUUUUGAGACGGCUAGCCAUUGCUGUGGCUUCUAAUGACCACAGCUACAUGCCUCAGCUGGUUUCAGUUGCUGUGGGGAAAAACCGGCGUUCCCUGCAGGAAAUCAGAGAUAUUCGUAUCCCCAGCAAUGUCACGGGCUACAUAGCUCUCUUGGAGAAUGCCAACAUCACACAUCCCUAUGUCCAAAUCAACAUUAAACGGUGCCUGAGCGACGGAUGUGACACACGGAUUCAUGGCUUAAAGACUCUUGGAUAUCAGAUUACCAAGAGUAAAGAGGUGUCUGUUUCAGAUGCUUCAGCCAUCUGGUACCUGUCUCUCCUCACCUCCUUGGUCACUGCCUCCAUGGAGACUAACCCUGCACUGGCUCAGACUGUUCUUCAGAGCACACAAAAAGCCUUACGGCAUAUGCCACCAUUGUCCCUAACACCAUCAUCCACAGAGUUCCCCAAGUUCUUCUCUUUGAACAUCCUGGAGGAGGUGGAUGGAUUUCUGCUCAGGAUAGCCGACUGCUGUGUGAGUCCUGAUGCAGAAUUGACCCUCCUGGCCUUCGCUCUGGCCAGAGGUAGUGUGGCAAAAGUACUCCAGGCCUUGUCUUGCAUCAGCGAUCAUUUAGAGGCAGAGUACAAGGCCUCCUCCCUCAUCGUGUCCAUGGCCUCCGUUAGGCUGCGACUACUCUAUCGCAAUGGGAAGCCCCUCCAGCUGCACCUACAGGCCUGUGAUGUAAAGAGUAAAGAGGAGAAAUCAGGACCAGAGAACAUGCUAACAGAAUCUUCCACUGGAGAUGGUUUUCUCACAGAGAGCGGCAGGAAGAAAGCCAGUGUUAUCCUGUCGACAGAGGACCAGAGCAACUUCCAGGUCACUCAGAUGAAGAUCAAAGUACGAAAAGGAGCCAUUGGAGCAAAAUGUGGUUUGGUGUUUGCAUACAAGGAGGAAGACCCAUUUGAUGCAGAGAAACAUUUCAAGAGGUUCAAAAAGUAUGACUCGUGGGACUACAAGGACUACAAAGAGUUUGUACAAGACAAUGUGAAGAUUCCAGCACAGUCUGAGGACGAGCCGAUUGGCUGGUUUGAGCUCGAGGAGGACUGGAACGAUGUGGAGAUCAAGCUGCAGCAGUGUCGAGUUGCAAAGUUCCUGAUGGUGAAAUUCCUCUGCACCAGGCAGGACUCUGCUGAACGCCUUGGUGUGCAGUCUGUCAGCUUCAGUGGUUACCUGUGCCCCGGGGCAGAGAGGCUGGGAGACCUAGAUGAUCUCAGUUCAGAGGGAGAGAGCGUCAACCAUGAUGCUGUCACUGGCCUUUGUCUACUCAACAAGACAUUAUUUUUCAUUCAACAGCUUACAAGAGACAUGGAUGCCUCUCAUUUCAAGCAGAAGUAUCUUCUGGACUUCAAUGGUCUCAGCCUCAGCCUCUUCUGGAACUUCUACAGUAAACUCAGGGAGAUUGAUGGAGAGGAGGUGUUGAAGAGCAGAGUUCUUCUGCUCCAGCUGAUGCAGAACUGUUUCCCCAUGCUGCCCAACCCACUGGAUUCCCAGGGCCCAGAGGAGAGCAGAGCACCCAGUGAAGGAGCCGCAGCAGCUUGUCCAUCCACAUCCAGCAGUGAAGAGCCUGUGAACGAGUCUGUUAAGGCCGUGAGGGAGCUUUCCACUCACCUCUACCACAUUGUGGAUGGUCCAGAGGGUGAGACAGUAGUGGAAAAAGCUUUGCACAGGGAAGCAGUAAAGGCCAUUCGCAAUGGAGCUGCUGUUUUCUUCCCUGAUAAACACGACAGGCGGGACAAACUCUUCCACAUGAUGAAAAAUGUUACUGAAGAGGAUCAGCCAGAGUCGGUAAAGGUGACAUUUGAAUCACUUUGUAAUUACUUCAGUGACCAGGAUCCAAGUGGCCUUCUCCUGCUCCCACCUAAAGGAGCUUCUGCAGACUUUGACAUCAGCCCCAUACUGUCAGUCAUGGAGACACUGCUGCUGGUGGCAGCAAGAGAGUGUGAAGUCAUGAUGGUGGAUGGGAGUAGUGGAGCCAGCAGGGCGGUGCUGCUGUCCUUGUUCUGGGCACUGCAGGGUAGUCUGCUCUCCUGGUGCUACCUGCAGCUCAAAGGAGGAGCUUCCACAGCUGUCGCUAUGGAGCUGGCAAGAGACAUCCUUCUAAAAUAUGUGGAUCAGGUAUUGGGAAGCAUCAAGACCACCCUUGGUUCCCUGCUGGAGAGGCACACCGGUUCUGAAAUCACUGACAAACUAGGCAGCUCCAUCCUGGCCACAGUCUUCAGACAACUGAUGAUCUUCCUCCUGGAGCUGUGCUCUUUGGACAUCCCUCACAGUGUGUUGCUGAAGAGCUUCUCCUCUCUGGUCGAGCUACUCAAAAACCUGUCCAGUGACACUGGAGACAUCUUUUCUAAGGUGGAUCAGGAGAGCUGGCACCAGCCACAGCAGCCAGUCGUGCUGAGGACCUGGAACAUGGAGUCCCCUCACAACUAUGAGAAUAGCCGCCAUGAGACCAGCAUCUUUGCCUGCCCUGGUGCUACAUCCUUUGAGGUGGAGUUUGAUGAACGCUGUGAGACAGAGAAGAGGUAUGACUACCUAGAAUUCACAGAUUCUAGAGGUGGCAAGGUCCGCUAUGAUAUGAAAGUUGGAACUGAGAAGUGGCCAAAGAAAGUGACAUUUGAUGCUGGCCCUCAGCUCCAGUUCCUCUUCCACUCUGAUAGCAGUAAUAAUGAGUGGGGUUACAAGUUCACUGUGACAGCCCUGGGUCUGCCAGACAUCACCAUUUCUUGGAUGUCGGACUUGCAGCUGCUGGUGGCUCGCCUGAUGGGUCGUCUUGCAUCUAGGACUCUGGCAUUGAAAUCCCCUCAUGAGAUACACACGGUAAAGGAGCUUCCAGCAGGGAAAAUGUCCCAUGUUCAAUCUUCUCCUUUAUGGAAACCCAUCCUGCGACACGGGUUGUGUGAAACAAGGGAGACCAAUCAGACUAAAACACCCACAGAACAGACAAAUGCAUGGUCUCUUGAUGAGUUAAUGAGCUUCCUGGAGGACUUUGCGCGUUGGAACCCCUCACAGGAACCAACAGACAGUAGAACAGAGCUGAUGAGGAAACUCAUGCAGUCCUGCAGAAGACAAACAAUGAGGAAUGAGAUAGCCUCCGGGUCAAAGACAGACCAAGCCGUGAAUGCCAUUUGGGCAGCCAUGGUGUACCACACACCAGCCUUCAAUCAUGCCCUGAAGACCUACGUUAAUCAAGACUGCACGUCCUGUCUAAGUGAAGAGUUUGUGCAGGUGUAUUCACUAGCAGACAGCAUCAGAACGUGGAUGCUUGAGAUGAAGCAGAGAUACCUAGUUGGCAAAAUGAACGUUCCUGAUGACAAAGAAGGGGUUCCUGAUGAGGUUACCAUGGAGACAUUAGCUGAUAUGUGUAUUGAGAAGAGUCUCCUGCUGUUCAGAUUCGCCCCUUGUGGAGUAACAUGUCAGGACAGUGACUCAUUCAAAGCUGCAGAGGGUAGCAGCGCUCUACUCCUCCGCUCAAGUUCAAUCUCAGAAGGGGACUUCCAGGCCAGCUCCUCUCUGGGACCUCAGCCUGCAGGGGCUGAGGAGGGCAGUGAUGCUAGGGCAGGACAGAACAAGUCCCCUGGCGCUCAAGCCCCAAACUCAUCUUCUGGGCACAGCAGACGAGGCCACAGAGGCUCCACAGAGAGCCUCUCAUCCCAGCCAGGGGAGCCAGCCUCACCCUCUGCCUUCCCCCGUAAACCUCCAUUCAGUCGGGCACGGCUACGCCUUCUGUCCUGUCGAUCUAUAGAAGAGCCCCGCUUGACCCCCUCUGUCAAGGAUCGCUACCCGAUACUCAAACACAUCCUAAACUUCAUAAAGGACCAGGCUCUGACAACAGCAAGUAUUCUGCAGACCCUGUCCCUGAACAGAGCCCAGGCUCUGAGUGUGUGCAAGGUCCUGGAAAUGGUUCAGCAGUGUUUACAUUCCCUGGGAAAGCCACACCUCUUCCAAGCCCCCUGCAUUCUCUUCUUACAGGAGCUGCUAACAUGUCAGAAAGACUUCACUAGUUAUUUCUCCCAGUUGUCAGACAGUGGGCAGAAGCUAGGGGAGGAGGUGAGGCGUUCCUACCAUCACCUGGUGCUCAUGCUGGUGGAAGCAGUACAAGGCUUCAGCAGCCUCAAUGAGAAAGCCCUGCUACCAGCCCUGUCAUGUGUGCAGACCUGCUUGUUGCACCUUCUAGACAUGAGCUGGGAGGUACAUGACCUUCUUCUCUUCCUGAAUAUCAAGCUUCCUGACAUCCUGCUCAGCAUGUCUCAGGAAAACAUCAGUGUUCAUGACAUUGCCAUCAGUCAAUGGACAGAGGAAGAUGAAAUUGCUGACUACAAGAAGAACCAGGAGUGGAUGGAUGAGUGUAUGGACGGGAUGUUUGAGAAGUGGUAUGACAAAAUCGAGGAGGAGGACUCCAUGGAGGACAGGAGAAAGAUGCACAUGUUCAUUGCACGCUAUUGUGACCUGCUCAAUGUUGUCAUUUCCUGUGAUGGCUGUGAACGGAUGGCACCUUGGCACCGCUACCGAUGUCUCCAGUGCAUGGAUAUGGACCUCUGCAAGACCUGCUUCCUCAGUGGUGCCAAGCCUGAAGGCCACGAGGACGACCAUGAGAUGGUGAACAUGGAAUAUGCCUGUGACCACUGCCAGGGGCUCAUUGUAGGCAGCAGGAUCAACUGCAACGUGUGCGAAGACUUUGACCUUUGCUUUGGUUGUUACAAUGCCAAGAAGUAUCCUGACAGCCAUCUGCCCACCCAUCGGAUCACAGUAUACCCCAUGGUGACCAUACGAAUCAGCGACCGUCACCGCUUGAUCCAGCCCUACAUCCACAAUUACUCUUGGCUGCUGUUUGCUGCUUUGGCCCUGUACACAUCAGAACUGAGCAGUGAGAAGCAGAUGGAGGGAGAGAUGUUGGACAGCGACACCUUGAACCGGGCUUCAGCCCUGCAGACAUACUGCUCCCAACUCAUCACCGAUUGCUUGCUCAAGGGGCAGACUGGCAAAGGUCUACGUUCCUCAGCUUUGCUUGCUUUACUCUCCUCCAAUGAAUCGGCUUCUGAUAGUGAGCUGUGUCCAGUCUCUCCAGAGUCCUCUCAGGAGCUCAGCACAGCCACUGACACCUCCUCUCUCCCUGGCAGCACUGCAGCAAUCUGCUCUCCAUCAUCUCCCAGGGACAAGAGUAAACCAUCAGGUAAGGAGAAAAAGGUUAAGGAGGUGGGCUCUCCUCCCCCUGCUCCCCCAGAGAUGUUGUCCCCCCCAAGCACCGGAGAGGGAGAGAAAAAGAAGCUGGUUACUCAAGACACCCUUGAUUCCCCAAGUCUCAGCCAGACACCAUCUGUGUCCAGUGAGGACCCCCUCUCUCCCAUUGUCCGGCCUUCAGAAUCUGUGCCAGGGACAGUCAGCUCCCCAGCAUCGGACGUUGUCAAGGAGACAGAUGAGAGGCUGCCCCAGGUUCCCCUACAGGAGCAUGUGUUUUCAGAGUGCUCCAGAGAGAGGAUCUUGGGACUACUAGCAGCCAUGCUGCCACCAGCCAAACCAGGCAGCACCCUGUCUCUGCCCAGUCUGAGCUCCAUCCUGCCCCAGCUUUUCAGAGCGGUCAUUUCCAAUGCUGGCUCUCUCAAUGAGACAUACCACCUCACCCUGGGACUACUGGGUCAGCUGCUGCUCCGAAUCCCUCCAAUCGAGGCCGAUGCUGCUGUUACAGAGGCCCUUGCUGACAAAUAUGAGUUGCUCACACAAGGAGACGCAGCCACUUCAGACACGGAGGGUUGGAGGACCACUCAGCUGCUUUUCAGCCUAGGAGCUGUCUGUUUAGACAGUCGUAUCGGUCUGGAUUGGGCGUGCACAGUAGCCGAUAUUUUACACAGUCUGAAUGCUUGUCCUGAGUGGAGCACAGUGAUUGCCGCCUUCACUGAUCACUGUAUACAGCAGCUGCCACAAACCCUCAAACGCACCAACCUCUUCACCCUGCUGGUGCUGGUGGGCUUCCCUGAGGUGCUGUGCGUGGGCACCCAGACGGUGUUUAUUGACAACGCCAAUGAACAGCACAACAUGAUCUUGCUCAAGCACUUCACAGAAAAGAACCAUGCUGCGGUGGUGGACGUUAAGACACGCAAGAGGAAAACAGUGAGGGACUACCAACUCAUCCAGUCUCAGGAUUCCACUACAGCCAGCCUUCCAGGGCAGGCAGAGGGCCAGGGAUCCCCAAAGACACUGCUCAGCCGCUACCUGAGCAACUUUACCUCUAUCAUCAGCCACCUGCUGCAGACCAGCCAGGACAAUGGCUCCCCUGAUGCUGUGGAGGCUUCCUGGGUCCUGUCCUUGGCCCUUAAAGGCCUCUACAACACACUCAAGAAGCAUGGAGUGGAGCAAGCUCAGGAGGCCAUCCAGCAGUCAGGACUGACUCAGCUGCUGGUGAGGAAGUGCAGCAAGGGAACAGGCUUCAGCAAACUGUGGCUGCUGCGAGAUCUAGAGAUUCUCUCCAUCAUGCUCUACUCCUCUAAGAGGGAGAUCCACUCCAUGGCUCAGGAUCCUGAGCGAGACCAAAGAGAACAGGACAAGGAGCACGACUCAGACCACUCCAGUUGCUGCGCUGACGAGACUGACAUCAACAGGCCCGACCCCUUAGAGGGUCUUGAUGAGGAGACAAAGAUUUGCUUCCAGAUCACCCACGAUGCCUUAAACGCCCCUCUGCCCAUCCUGCGGGCCAUGUAUGAACUGCAGAUGAAGAGAACUGACUCUUUUUUCCUGGAGGUGCAGAAGAGAUUUGAUGGAGAAGAGAUAAAAACAGAUGAGACAAUCCGCACACUGGCUCAGAAGUGGCAGCCAACCAGGCGGCCUCGCUCUGAGGAGAGGAACACCAAGGCAGUGGACACUGAUAUGAUUGUGGUGUCCUGUGUGUCUAAACCCAGUCACUGUGAAAAAGCCACAGAGGAGCUCAACGUAGUGGCCCAGAAGCUCAUCACCAAUUCAGAGAGUGACUUACAACUCAGCUACGCCAAACAGAGACGGACCAAAAGCUCAGCUCUUUUACACAAGGAACUGGAUGUGCGCAGCAAUCGGGCAGUUCGUCAGUAUCUAGUGAAGGUCAAUCAGGCCAUUGCAACACUGUAUGCCCGCCAUGUGCUGGCCUCACUGCUGGCUGACUGGCCUGCAGAGGCCGCAUUAAGCGAGGAGGCCCUGGAACUGAGUGGUGCCUCACACAUGGCUUACAUCCUGGACAUGCUAAUGCAGCUGGAGGAGAGGCCGCUCUGGGAGAAGAUUCUCCAGAGGGUGCUGAAGGGUUGCAGCCAGAGUAUGCUGUGCAGUCUGUCCCUCACUGCAUGCCAGUUCAUGGAGGAGCCAGGUAUGGCCGUGCAGGUCAGAGAGUCCAAACACCCAUAUGACAACAACACCAACUUUGAGGACAAAGUUCACAUCCCAGGGGCCAUCUACCUUUCAGUAAAAUUUGACUCCCGCUGCUACACAGAGGAAGGCUGUGAUGAGCUCAUCAUGUCGAGCAGCAGUGACUUCCUCCAGGAUGUCCACAAUUUCAGUGGAUCUCCUCAGAAAUGGUCUGAUUUUGAAAUCCCUGGUGAUACCCUGUACUACAGAUUUAUGUCAGACAUGAGCAACACAGAGUGGGGCUACAAGUUCACUGUAACAGGAGGCCACAGAGGACGAUUCCAGACAGGGUUUGAGAUACUGAAGCAGAUGUUAGCUGAUGACCAAGUGCUCAGCCACCUGCCGCUGGCUGACAUAUGGGAGUGGCAGGUGGGUGUGGCCUGUCGCCAGACUGGGAACCAGCGACUCAAAGCCAUUCACUUGUUGCUCCGCCUCCUGCAGUGUCAAUCCCAGACAGCCUGUGAGCUGACGCUGCUGCGACCUCUGUGGCAACUCUUUAUGUCUAUGGAAAACAGCCUGAGCCAGGAUCCCACCGGUAUUACUGUGCUGCUGCCUCUUCACAGAGCCCUCACUGAACUCUUCUUCAUCGCAGAAGCCCGUGCCAUUGCACAGGGCAUCCUCCAGGAGUACUUAUUAGCCAUGACCACUGACGAGCAGCUCCUCAAUCACACUGCAAUGGCCCUGAAGAACAUCGCUGCCAUCAGCCUGGCUAUCAAUUACCCCAAUAAAUCUACCAAGCUUCUCAAUGUGUCCCCUUGAGAGAUCUACAGAGUGAGAGAGAAAGGAGAAGGAGAGCAACCUGAAGAGGACACGUCCUGACUCAGCUAGUUCACUUUGAACAAGGAGCAGAGAGGUGAGGGAGAAAAACCUCUCCGACCACCCAGUGCUUACCUUCUCACAGGACCCCCCCCCCUCCCUCCACAUGGGUAACUCUCUGCAGUACUGUGGACAUCAUCUGUGGAGGGACGGGGUCAGGGGGGGGCCUCAAAGAGCACUUUCCACACUUAUUCAGAAUCCUUUUUGCCUUAGGUGAAUCCAGUAUAUCAGCAUGUGCAUUCACUGGAACAGGAACAAUUGUGGGGUCUGUUUUUUGUUUGUUUUUUUAAAGUUUUUACUUGAAGAUGCCGUGCUAAAGGACAUGAAGUGUGCCAAAUACGCGACCUUCAAGGGGGAAGCAUAUUCCUUUUUUUCCUUGCCUUUUUGUCCCUGUCCUAAACAGCAGCCACUCUGGGUUACAUAGUUGAUCAUGGUGAAAACAGGUCACCUUGGCGACUUGCAUGUCUCAGUGGACAUGUAGAGCAUCCUAAAAAUACUGUCCAGGACAGUGGAGUCUCAUUAGUCACCACAGGGAGAAAGUACUGACCUACUAGCUCAUUCCACUCCUUCCUUCCCUCCUUUCCUUUUCUUUUCCUAUCUAUAUUUCCUUUUGUCCUUCUCCCAUUCCUCCUUUCCUUUUCAGACAACAGAAGUAGAUGAUGGUAUUUUAGUUGAAAAGUAGGAUCAGUACAUCAUCAUAGAUAUCCUAAACAUAUAUCCGAUCUGCAACUUUCUGCCAGUGUAACAUGCACUAAGUCCCACUUCCAAACUGAUGACAGUUUGAUCGGGCUGAACGGGAUGAAGGUGAUACUCACAUAGCCAUAGUCUUUGCAUAGGAUGAAAACUAACAUUACAACUGAGGGAAAACUGUGAUAAUGUACUAUUGCAAUGCAUUCCUCCAUAUUCUUCUAUCAAUAUGUUGAAGUAUUUUCCCUCCAUUACUAAGUAAGUGAAUGAAAGACCAUUAUGAUGUCAAAUGAUGUUCAUGGAAAAUAAUAAUAACAGCAAAAAAGUCAUGGGGAAAUCCUGAAUCUCUUAAAAGCCUAUAGUUUUAUCCACAUAUUUAUUUAUUUACUGUUAUUAUUUUGUCUAAUGUAUAAUUCAGUUUCAGCAGUUUGAGAGUUGACUUUUUCACAGCAGUGAAAUCGAAUCUGAAUCAUAUAGUAAAUCAUAGUCUGUCACACUAUGAUGUUCCCUUACCUUGUGUAUUCUAAUGAAUGCAAGAAUAACACAAAUUCCCACAACAGAGCAAACACUGCUGAUUCCCCCUGAUACACAGAUACACAGUCACAUCACUUAUUGACUGUCAUCAUUUAAGAAUUGAAGCUGAUACACUGAUAAACGUAAAGGUGACUGUAAAAUAGACACUUACUCCCACUUAUUCACGAGUAACACAUCAAAUAUUGGGUAAGCUGGGAAGGUUGGAUUCUUAAAUAAUGAAUUACCUCAUCUUUUAUAAUUACACAGAUCAUUGGUAUGAUGCUUCCUUAGAUGUUAACUCCACAUUUUAUAAAAUUGAAAUCCACCUGUAGCUACAUCCACAUCAGUCACAUGUACUUUCAUGUUAAAGCAAGCAUCAAGGUUUUGUAUGUUGGUAAAUCUAAACAUCAGAGAGUUAGUAGAUGAGGGUUUUGUUUUCCAAUCGUUAUUGUACUCAUUGAUGAAGAGAUUCUUUUAGCUGUAGGAGAUCAUGGUGGUUUUAUACCAAAGAAACCAAUCAUUGUGAGCCAUGAAACAUCUCUGAAAGAGUUCCUUUUCUGUUGAUCACAUAUCAGAUAGCCACCCUGUUAGAAGCUGGAGCAGAGGAAACCUUUAGACGAUGUUCUUUUUUUUUUUUUUUAAUUUAUUUAAUUUUUUUACUGUUAUUUUUGAAAUGGUCCCUACAAGGGACCUUAGGAUAGCUCGGUGGUUUUGUUUACACAAACAUCAGCUGCAGUGAGGAGAGAGGAAGAGAUACAUGGCCUCCAUUUGGCUUCUACGACGCCUCGCCUAUCUACGAUGUGCCUAUGGUUAAAAAAAUGAAGCAAUCAUAAUUUAACUCAUGUUAGUGGAAUACUUAAUUAUAUUUUAAAAGAGAAAUAUAUUGUUUAAUUUGAAGUUUUUUGUAACUUUUUACUUUUAAUGUUGGUUUUCUUUUUGCGAGGAUGCUUGAUAUUUGAGGUUGACUAAUUUGAAUGUACAUAUCUGUGAAUAGUAAUUGCACAAGAGAAAGACUUUGAUAUCUACCCCUUACAAAUAUAAACUUUAUUGGGCACUAACAGAUGGACACUUUGAUUCUGAUUUUGUAUGCAUGGCACAUUGAAGGUAAAAAAAAAAGGAGUGCUGCUUGGGUUGAAAUGUGAUUCAUUUCUAAUAAAAAUAGAAAUUACUUAUA